AUGGAACUCAACCUGGAAACGACAGGUUUGAUGGCAUUGCUCCGAAUAGCUGCCGUUCUUGAGCGUGGCGAAGGCGACACCAAAUUCUAUUACAGGCAAUACAUCCUCUUCCAGGUCUGGACCGCCGCUUUGGGCAGAGCAAUGCGAGAGAUAGGAAAGCUCAGAGAUGCCGACCCAGAUAACAAGUCCAGCAUUUUUAUGUUUGCGCUGGCUGCGUUGUAUUUCGCCGGUGAGCUUGGUCGCUACCAUGAACUGAACAGAGAACCAGAGAGUGAGCUUGACCAAGAGGCAAAGUACAGACCAGUGAUUUUUAAUCUCGCCAUGUCGGCGAUGGUUCUUAUGCCAGAAAGCGUCAAGGAAGCGGCAAACGCAAAGGGGCUAUCGCCUAGGCAAAGGUUUAAAGCACUUGCAUCAAUGGCUAGGGACAAUGAUGACUUCCGAUACUCGAUUCGUAGCCACAUCAUUGACGACAUCUUUCAAGAUAUCGCAAAUCCGUUUGACAUUACCUCGCCCCAGGUGUCAGAAACGACCGAAACGGCAUCAAUUGAGGCUGACGUGAUCACCAUGCUAUCUUUCUCAGCAGAAGUCGGACAACAAAUCAGACUCUCCGAUGCGGCUGUCGAAGCUGAGGAGAAAAAGGACUGGACCGAGACCGAUACGUUGCUUGAUAAGUUACUGGCGUUGGAGAUCAAUUCCAAAGAAAGUGGUUACAGAAGUAGGAUCGAAGCAAUCCGUCAGAAGAAGAGGAUUGCAGAACAGCAAAUGAAUAACGAUAAAGCGUCUCAACUAGCGGAAGAGCUUGCUGAACUCGAACGAAUUGUGGUUGAGGAGGAGGCUAAUGAUACUGAAGAUACUGACGAGACUGAGGAAGAAGAUGGAGAAACCUAG
Molecule: messenger RNA, 888 nt
Organism: Fusarium graminearum PH-1
Lineage: Eukaryota; Fungi; Ascomycota; Sordariomycetes; Hypocreales; Nectriaceae
Exons: 1
Coding region: 1-888 (295 amino acids)
Source: RefSeq, a predicted model, not a curated record